AUGUUCUCCUCGUCUCGUUAUUUAAUGAAGCCAUUGCGUUUUUGCAAGGCUGAAACAUCAUUAAUUUUAACAAAAUUUCGUUAUGAGUCUUUACAUUGUCAUAGUUUUAUUUUAAAUAAAAAAGGUUUAAAUAAUUUAAUAAUGAAACCACAAUAUAAUUGUUAUUCUUUGAACAAAAAUGCAACAACACGAAAUAAUGAAGAUACAAUAACUACUCCUUCUGAACCUUCCGCGACUAAAAAUGGCUUAACAAACUUUCCUCCUAAAGAUGCUAAGAAUAAAAAUGAGCUUUUAACUGAACGAAUAUUUGAAAUAACUAAAAUGAAGAUCAAAAAUACACAACAUGCACUUAAUAUUGCUUCUAAAUCAUUGAAUGAGUUAACAGGUUAUUCUGUAAUCGAGAAAUUGAAAGAAAAGGUGAUUCAACAGGAAAAAGAAUUUGUAGCUACACGUCAACGCCUCGCAUCUGCCAAAUUAGCUUAUGAGGAAGCUGUUGCAAAACGAUCCGCUACUCAACGAGAAAUUAAUGAACUUCUUCAACGGAAACAUCAAUGGUCUAACGAUGAUGUUAUGAAGUUCACGGAACUUUAUCGAAAUGAACAUUUGAAUGAAAAAAUGUUAACUGAAGCAAAAGAGGAACUUCAUAAAUAUGAAAAACAAGUUGAAAAAGAAUAUACUGAAUUAUCUAAAUCUAUAAUGAUGCGUUACCAUGAAGAACAGGUCUGGAGUGAUAAAAUUCGUAGCGCUUCAACAUACGGUACAAUUGCUCUUAUGACACUCAACAUUAUUUUAUUUAUUUGUGUACAAACUAUUUUCGAACCUCGUAAGAGACAAAAAUUAGCUGAGAAAUUUGAAGAAUUGCUUAUUAAGAAAUUAGAUAAGAAUGAGGAGACAGGAAUCUUUCAACAGUUAUAUCAUAAAUAUGAAAGAAUGGACGAAAAAAUAAGUAAAUUAUUAACAGAUAAUAACUUAUAUCCUAUUAAAAAACAUAAUGAAUCUAUUGUUGAAUUUGAAACAAAUCAAAAUAAUUUAGAAAUUAGAACGGAAAAUGAACUUAUUGAUUAUGAUAAUUUAUUAAAAGAUAGUGAAAAGUCAAUAAUAGAAGAAGAGACUUAUGACCCUAAAAAUGAUAUUAUACUCACCCGUGGAGAAUUGGACAAGAUAAUAAUUUUAUCUACAUUGAUGGGUGCUGGUGCUGGCUGGCUAUUAAGUUUUAUAUUUACUGAACGUUUUAAUAGAUGA
Messenger RNA from Rhizophagus irregularis DAOM 181602=DAOM 197198, 1242 nucleotides. RefSeq lists its product as uncharacterized. Lineage: Eukaryota; Fungi; Glomeromycota; Glomeromycetes; Glomerales; Glomeraceae. Gene Ontology annotation, cellular component: mitochondrial inner membrane. The record is from RefSeq and is a predicted model, not a curated record. Gene Ontology annotation, biological process: inner mitochondrial membrane organization.